Molecule: messenger RNA, 2342 nt
Organism: Penaeus indicus
Lineage: Eukaryota; Metazoa; Arthropoda; Malacostraca; Decapoda; Penaeidae
Product: importin subunit alpha-3-like
Exons: 12
Coding region: 1-2286 (761 amino acids)
Biological process (GO): NLS-bearing protein import into nucleus
Cellular component (GO): nucleus
Molecular function (GO): protein binding; nuclear import signal receptor activity
Source: RefSeq, a predicted model, not a curated record
AUGUCGAUAGAGGCCAUCAGGGAGCGCCGCGCCCGCCUCGAGUCCAUGCUCACCGCCAACAACUUCCGUCUGCCGCCCCUCAAGACCGCCUCCUCCUCGUCCUCCACCUCCUCCUCGAAGACGCCGCAGCAGCCGUCCAGACCAUCCUCGAGGACCCCCCUCCCAGACAUCGGGAGCAGCCGCCCGGGAUCGCAGGAGGGAGCCCAGGAGAAGAAGGCGGAGAAGCAGAAAGAGAUGACGAAGGCGAAGCAGAAGGAGAAGGAGAAGGAGAAAGAGAAAGUGAAGGAGAAAGAGGAAGAGAAGGAGACGGGAGAACUGAGAACGGAGACGAAGGAGCGACACGAGCAACAGCAAGAGGAGAUGAUGGAGAGGAUGAGGAAGCAGAUGCAAGAACUGAUGCAACAGCAGAUGCAAGAGCUGAUGCAGAGGCAGAUGAGAGACAUGCAGAAGCUUCUGGAACAACAGAUGGAACACAGGAUGAAUUACAACCAGAAGAUAGGCGAGAUUUCACGUCGUGGGGGGUCGGGUGACGCCGCAAAGGAACAGGGGAAGAAAGACCAAGAACGGAAGAAAGAGGAGAAGGAGAAAGAAAAAGGGGAGAAGGACAGAAGGGAAGGAGAAUCAAAGGCAAAGAAAAAGGAGGAAGAACCAUCGAAGGCAAAGGGAGAUAAUCAACAGUCGGGUAAAAAGAAGAAAGAACUGAAGAGAAAGAAGGACGACGAAGAGAAAAGGAAGGAAUUAGAAGAAGAGUUAGUGAAGAAAUUUCAAGAGAGAAACAAAGUCGUCCAUAGCGGCAAGAUGAGAGAGACGCCGCUUUAUUCUGAUGAUGCCUUCUUGCCCGGAGAUAAUUACACAGUGGACGUUGACUAUGGCAAGGACGAAAACGAAGAGGACAAGGAAAACAAAAACGGAGAAGAGGAAGAAAAAGACAAAGAAAAAGAAGAAGACCCGAAGACGGAAGAAGAAAAAGCACAAGAAGACGAAGACGAAGAAAGCGACGAAGAGGACAUAACAGACGCGAAAGAUGACAUAGUGGAAGGGUUGAAGAGCCAGGACAAGAGGCGCCAGUUGGUCUGCGCCGAAAAAGCCCGCCAUCUGCUCUCCUCGCCCCGCCCGCCGCUCAACCAGCUGAUCGCCGCCGGCGUUCUCCCGCCCCUGGUCCUCUGCAUGGCCAGGCAGGACGCUCCGGAGCUACAGCUGGAGGCAGCGUGGGCCGUGACCAACAUAGCAUCAGGGAAGUCGAAACACACCAACGCUGUCGUGGACGCGGGCGCCAUCAAGGUCCUCAUCCAGCUGCUGAGUUCGAAAAACACGGGCGUGAGAGAGCAGGCGGUGUGGGCGUUGGGGAACAUCGUGGGCGACGGACCAGAGUGCAGAGACCGGGCAAUAGCAGAAGGUCUUGUCAAACCGCUGGUCGGCCUCCUCAGCGUCACCACACCUGCAUCCAUCGCGAGGCAGGUGUGCUGGGUCAUCACCAACCUAUUUCGGGUCAAACACCCAGUCAUCUCGCCGGAUGAGAGGAAGAUGUGCGCCGAGGCUAUCAAGAGACUCGUGUCACACUUCGAUGCUAAGGUGCAAGCUGACUCCCUGUGGGCGGCGGCCUAUUUCGCCGACAUGGGCUCCGGCAGCAUCGACGAGCUGAUCGAGUGCGGCGCCGUGAAGGACAUGGUGCAGCGCCUCUAUUCGCAGGACGACAAGGUGGUCACGGCGGCACUGAGAGCCACGGGGAGCAUCGCGGCGGGGGCCAACCACCAGACCGAGGCCGUGGUGACGUCAGGAGCGCUGCCCAUCUACAGGGAGCUUCUCGGCCAUUCCAACGUCGGGAUAGCUAGCGAGACGGCGUGGAUUCUCUCGAACGUGACAGCUGGAACCCCGAGCCAGAUACAGAUGGUGAUUGAUGUGCAGGUGGUGCCCGCGCUCAUGACGGCGGUUGAGAAGCGCAACGAGGAGCUACAGAAGGAGGCGUCGUGGGCGCUCUGCAACAUGGUCUCGGGCGGCACGGAGGAGCAGAUCUCAAUGCUGAUGUCCCUAGGCGCCGUCUCCUCCUUCUGCCACUUGCUCAAGUCUCAGGACGCGGCGCUGGUGAUGCUCGGUCUGGAGGCUCUCAGUAACGUGUUUACGAAAUCCCAGAACGAGGAGGCGACCGCCCGCCUGGUGGAGGGCGUGGGCGGCCUUGAGACCCUCCGCAGCCUUCAGUCGAGCCAGGACCCGAAGGUGGCGCAGACGGCCUCCACGCUGCUCUCGCUCUUCUUCAGCAGCAGCAGGAGGAGCAGCUACGGAUACUGAUAGGGGAGGGGGGCUGGCGGGGGCGGAGCAGCUGUGUUUUUCUUGUAUGUUUGUCG